Musa acuminata AAA Group (dessert banana) is the source of this 977-nucleotide messenger RNA. RefSeq lists its product as uncharacterized. The record is from RefSeq and is a predicted model, not a curated record. Gene Ontology annotation, biological process: translation. Gene Ontology annotation, molecular function: mRNA binding; structural constituent of ribosome. The coding region runs from base 274 to 756 and encodes 160 amino acids. The transcript has a single exon. NCBI's taxonomy places the organism in Eukaryota, Viridiplantae, Streptophyta, Magnoliopsida, Zingiberales, Musaceae. Gene Ontology annotation, cellular component: ribosome.
AGAGGUUGGAGUUCGGCUGUCCCAUUUAUAACUGUCUCGACCACACAUCUGACUCGAUUAGGCUAACCAUGUUGUUAGCGGAGAGCUUGAGUUCGGUUCGAUUAGACUCGAUUCGAUUGUAGACAACAAACCAAUGUCUAAAUUGGACUUAAAUAAUGUCUAAAUUGUAUUAAUGAACAGUUAUUUAUGAUAAUUGAACCGCGAUUCCGUGGAGUCGCGUGGCCGCCUUCUUCCCCUAAGCGAACCGAAUAGGAAGCCGAAGUGCCGCCCAAAAUGCCACUCCGCUUCCUCCUCUCCUCUACCGUCCGCCGGUUCUCCUCCUCCGCCCCUUCCGGUGGCGCCGCCGCCGAGUCCCGGACCCAGAAACUAGAGAGGAUCGCCGAUGUGCUUCUCUCUCUCACGAAGGAGGAGCGCAAGGACUACUCCACCCUCUUCCGCCUCAAGCUCGGCCUCGACCACCUGGUCCAGGCCGGCGGCAGCGUGCCCUGGGCGGGAGCCGGGCCGGGGGCCGAGGCGGCCAAGCCGGCCGAGGAAAAGGAAAAGACGGCGUUCGACAUCAAGCUCGAGAAGUUCGAUGCCGCGGCCAAGAUCAAGGUCAUCAAGGAGGUGAGGACGUUCACCGACCUGGGGCUGAAGGAGGCCAAGGAGUUGGUGGAGAAGGCCCCCGUGGUGCUCAAGAAGGGGGUGACCAAGGAGGAGGCAGAGGCGAUCGCCGCCAAACUCAAGGAGGUCGGCGCCACCGUCGCGUUGGAGUGAAACACCAAAGCAAGAAAAAUCUCGCCUUCGAGUCAUUCUUCGAUUUGGUAGUUGUUUUUCUUCAGCUAGGAAAUUGGUCGAACAGUUUGAAUGCUAUUCCUGGUGACCUAACACAAUCAUCUACCUCAUCCGGGCUUAUGAAUAAUUUACAAUUUAGCAAUUUAUCAAAUUAUGUCAUGAGAACUUCAAUUCUUAGUCCUUUGCUUAUUCCUUCCAAAUAA